AUGGCACGCGCAAUUGAUAUUGGGUGGAAUCCAUCAACUAUGAAACAUCAUUUGAUCAAAACCUCAGCUUCAGGUUCAUCGAGUUUCAACGAAGAAGUUGUCAUUAACCACUAUAUUCAUCGCAUCGUCCCAAAUGUUAAGCGAUUAUUUGGACAAGAUAAAUGCCUUACCGGCUUCUUUGACUAA
Dovyalis caffra is the source of this 186-nucleotide messenger RNA. NCBI's taxonomy places the organism in Eukaryota, Viridiplantae, Streptophyta, Magnoliopsida, Malpighiales, Salicaceae. The record is from the annotation of a GenBank genome assembly.